AUGGGAACCUACACGUUCAAGUGGCCCAACGCUGGCGAGAGCGUCUUUGUGACAGGCACCUUUGACGAGUGGAAAAAGACGGUCCAGUUGGACAAGGUUGGCGACCAUUUCGAAAAGACAGUGACGCUCCCAGAGUCCGCUGAAAAGAUUUACUACAAGUUUGUCGUAGACGGCGAGUGGACUGUAAACCAGGCUGCCCCGAAAGAGAACGACGCGAGCGGCAUCGAGAACAACGUACUCACCCCCGAGGACAUCAUCAAGAGCGCACCGGCAGAGACCGCCAUCAUCAGCUCCGUCGCCCCUGAAGCAACCACCGUUGCGUUAGCCGCAGACGCUCCUUUGGAAAAGAAGGAGGACGAAGAACCCGCAGCCGAAACAGAAGGAGAGAUGUCCAAGGAUUCCAAGGACUCGCCCGUCCCAGGCGCUUUCCCCGAGACGCCAGCAGCUGACUUGGAUAAGGAGAUCAAGAUUGACCCACUCCCUGCUUCUGACGGCGCCGUAAACCCCAUCAAGCUUGCACCUGGUGAGAAGGUCCCCGAAGAGUUUAAGAACGCCGAUAUCAACACCAACGUCAAGCUUGAUCCCGAGUCAUACGAGAAGGCCGACACUCUUCCCGGCGUCUCCACUAUCCUGCCUGCUGUCAGCAGCACCAUGAUUCCCGAGUCAAGCUUGCCUAUCGCCGCCGCAAACGACGUCACUGUCAGCUCGGUUGGCCCCGAGUCAACAACCGUUGCCUUGGCUGCCGAGGUGCCACUGGAGCCCAAGGUCCCCGCAAUCGUUAAGGAGAGCCAGGAGAAGGCUGGUGUCGAUGCUGAGGCCAGCGCCGUCAGCGAAGAGAUCAAGGAGAAGACCGAGGUAGAAGCUGAACUCCUGAGCAAGGUACCUGAGGCCCCUUCGACCUCUGAGGGAACCGCCGGCAAGGGGACCGAGAAGUCUGAGGCGGAUAAGACACUUGCCGAAACUGCGGCUGCUACCGCAGCCGGUGUUGUGACUGCUGCCAUCGCUGCCAAGGAUAGCGCAGUCGAGCAGGCCACAGCAGCCGCUGCGCAAUUGCCCGACUCGGUCAAGCAGAACCUUCCUGCCUCGGUGCAGAGCGCAAUUGCGCCGGCGACUCAGGAAGUUGUGCGACAGGAAGUUUCUCCCGAGGUCCCUGCCGAGGUCAAGGAAUCCAUCAAGGAUGCCGGUGAAAGCCCGGAGGCGGCUGCAAACACGGCGGCCGUUGAGGAGAAGAAAAAGAUAGAGGCUGAGCUGCUCAAGGAGGUUACGCCGGCGCCCGCCGUUGGGGAAGAGUCGAAGAAGGUUGAGGAGAAAGCCGAGGAGAAGACUGAGGAGAAAGCCGAGGAGAAGGCUGUUGAGAAGACGAACAAGGCUGAAGAGGAGGCCAAGCCUGCGACCAAUGGCUCUUCGGAGCCAACUACCAAAGUCGUCAAGGAGCCUGAACCCACAGCAACCAAGGCUCCAGAGACGCCAACCAAGAAGGCUGAGACCCCGAGCACAGCCGCCUCUGGUGACAGCCCGGCGACAGCCGAGAAGAAGAAGAAGAACCGGUUCAGCACCAUGAUUAGCAAAGUCAAGAGCAAGCUGUCCAGCAAAGAUUCCAAGUGA
Messenger RNA from Pyricularia pennisetigena, 1605 nucleotides. RefSeq lists its product as uncharacterized. The record is from RefSeq and is a predicted model, not a curated record. Gene Ontology annotation, molecular function: protein kinase binding. Gene Ontology annotation, biological process: signal transduction. The coding region runs from base 1 to 1605 and encodes 534 amino acids. Gene Ontology annotation, cellular component: nucleotide-activated protein kinase complex; nucleus; cytoplasm. The transcript is spliced from 3 exons. Lineage: Eukaryota; Fungi; Ascomycota; Sordariomycetes; Magnaporthales; Pyriculariaceae.